CCGGGUGGGAUAUAAGACAUGUAGUUCUUGCUCUGCUCAAGAUGGCUUCACUUGAGCACCUCAUCACAGACCUGCCAUUCAUAUACUCCAACAAUUUGCGUUGUAGAGCACACCAUACCUACUAUCAGACACAUUGCCAUAAACCAAGCACGCCGUGCAAGCCGACCCCUAUUCUAACCAAAAAAAAAGCAACAAAAACCAUGUCCCUCGCAGGCAAAGUCAUCAUCGUCACCGGCGGCUCAAAGGGCAUCGGGCGGUCCAUCUCGCACCGCCUGGCCCAGGACGGCGCCUCGGUCGUCGUGAACUUCUCAAGGGACGCCUCGGCUGCGGAAGAGGUGGUGAAGGCCAUCGGGGGCCCGGACAGGGCGCUCGCGGUCCAGGCGGACGUCGGGUCCGUGGCCGGCGUCGAGAAGCUCGUCGCCGCGACGCUGGAGCGCUUCGGCCGCGUCGACGUCGUCAUCCCCAACGCGGGCAUCAUGCCCAUGCGGGCCACGGCCAACACGACCGAGGAGGACUUUGACAGGGCGUUCGCGCUGAACGUGAAGGGGCCUUAUUUCCUUGCACAGAAGGCAGCUGCGCACAUGUCGCCUGGCGGCCGCAUCAUCUUCGUCAGCACCGGCAUCGCCAAGGCUAGUACUGUUGCGCCGCCGUACCUGUUGUACGGCGCGACCAAGGGCGCGGUCGAGCAGAUGACGCGGAUCAUGGCCAAGGACCUGGCUGCCAAGGGUAUCAACGUCAAUGCUGUCGCGCCCGGGCCGACUGGGACUGAGCUCUUCUUUGAGGGGAAGAGCGAGGCUAUGAUUGAGGGCAUCAAGAAGGCUAGCCCCUUCGGCCGGCUCGGGAAGCCAGAUGAUAUUGCAAGUGUGGUUGCCUUCCUGAGCGGCAAGGACAGCGCGUGGGUUGCUGGACAGGUCAUCCAUGUGAACGGGGCAGCGUUUGUUUGAUGGGGGCGAUGUCGAUGAGAAGGUGCAGCACAAUUCAUCCGGAUAGAGUCUUAAAAUGAAAUAGAAAAUGGAAUAUAGACAGUCUACAGGUAAAUUCUAGUGGUAGUCUACGAAGUAAGAUCGCUGAAAUGCUUCAGUCAAUGCUCGCG
Molecule: messenger RNA, 1093 nt
Organism: Diaporthe batatas
Lineage: Eukaryota; Fungi; Ascomycota; Sordariomycetes; Diaporthales; Diaporthaceae
Exons: 2
Coding region: 42-944 (300 amino acids)
Molecular function (GO): oxidoreductase activity
Source: RefSeq, a predicted model, not a curated record